This is a messenger RNA of Prosopis cineraria, 1578 nucleotides long. Its product is annotated as receptor-like protein EIX1. Bases 1 to 1578 code for a protein of 525 amino acids. The transcript is spliced from 4 exons. The record is from RefSeq and is a predicted model, not a curated record. Gene Ontology annotation, molecular function: protein binding. NCBI's taxonomy places the organism in Eukaryota, Viridiplantae, Streptophyta, Magnoliopsida, Fabales, Fabaceae.
AUGCAUGAAUGGAUGGCACUCUCUAAUCUCCUCCCCAAAACAACCAGUCUCCUCGCCGAUUGUGUGGUCACUAGUGGGAAAGGAGUAAAGUACUGCAUUGAGAAGGAGAGGAAAGCUCUGCUCCUCUUCAAACAGGGCAUCCAUAGUAACUUUGUUGGUAUGUUAUCCACGUGGACCAAUGAAGAAGAUAAGGAUUGUUGCAACUGGAGAGGAGUUCACUGCAACAAGGAAACAGGUCAUGUUCAAAUCCUUGAUCUUCGUGGUGGCGUUGAUUUAUCAUCAGUUUAUUUGAGAGGUAGACUCAAUAUUACUUCAAUAAUAGAGUUGCAAGAUCUUGAAUAUUUAGAUCUCAGUAACAACUAUUUUUUUUCAAGUGAGAUCCCUGAGUCUAUAGAGUCAUUUACCAACUCAGGGUAUCUCAACCUCUCUCUUUCUUCGUUUAUUGGGAGUAUUCCUUAUCAAUUAGGAAAGCUUUUAAAUUUACUCUCCAUUGAUUUGGGUAACAAUAACUUGGAUGGAGCUAUCCCUUGGCAAAUUGGAAACCUUUCAAAGUUGCGGUGUUUGAAUCUUGGAGGAAACUAUCUUGUUGGAGCGAUUCCUUAUCAAAUUGGAAAUCUCUCCAUGUUGCACACUCUGGAGCUUAGCAGUUAUAGUAAUGGUCUCACAAUAGUUGACCAAAAAAAUCAUAAUACGGAGUGGUUAUUAAAGCUCUCUUCAUUGACAAAAGUUGACUUGAGUUAUACGUGUGAUGCUGUCUAUCCUCAUCUCUGGGUGCAGAUGAUAGCUAAUGAUAUUCACUUUCUAUCUUCUCACUUUCAUUUUCCCAGCCUUGUUGUUCUUGAUCUCUCUUGUAAUAAUUUGAUAUCACUGAGGGCUUUGAAUUUUGGCUCUAACCUUCAAGGUCUUUAUUUAUCCAAUUGUAGCAUUUCAUCAGAUAAUCUUAUUUUUACAUCAUCCAAUCCCAAUCUUACUUCUCUUGUCUAUCUUGAUCUAUCUUUCAAUCAUUUGACAUCAUCAACCUUAUUCUACUGGAUUUCCAACUUCACCUUUAAUCUUCAUGAAUUGCGCCUCUAUGAUAACUUGCUUGGAGGUCUAAUUCCAUAUAGUUUUGGAAACAUAAUGAGCUCUCUUGAAGUUCUUAGUCUCCACAAUAAUAAACUCCAAGGUGAAAUCCCACCAUCAUUGGGGAAUAUGUGCACAUUGAAGGAGCUAGAACUUUCCUAUAAUGACUUGAGUAAGGAGCUUUUGAGUUUUGUUUCUAAUGCUUCAUGGUGCAAUGGACACUCAUUAGAACGGUUGUCAUUAUCAAGCAAUCAAUUGACAGGAGAGAUCCCACACUCCAUAGGUGACCUUAUGAAUUUGGAAGCUUUGAUUCUGAAAAAUAAUAGCUUAAUUGGAGAACUUCCUUCCUCAUUGAUGAACUGCACCAACUUAUUAUUGUUAGACGUGUCAGAGAAUAAACUAUUAGGGCCUAUACCUUCAUGGAUUGGGAAAAGCCUCGGAGAAUUGCAAAUUCUAAGCUUAUGGAUGAAUAAUUUUUAUGGUAGCUUGCCACUAAAUAUUUGUUACUUAGCAUAG